Molecule: messenger RNA, 367 nt
Organism: Copidosoma floridanum
Lineage: Eukaryota; Metazoa; Arthropoda; Insecta; Hymenoptera; Encyrtidae
Product: U6 snRNA-associated Sm-like protein LSm6
Biological process (GO): maturation of SSU-rRNA; mRNA splicing, via spliceosome
Cellular component (GO): U6 snRNP; P-body; U4/U6 x U5 tri-snRNP complex
Molecular function (GO): RNA binding
Source: RefSeq, a predicted model, not a curated record
GAGCACAAACAAAUUAAUGAAACACCACUCCAUCAACGUACCAUAUAGCUUGUUUAAACGUGUUUGGAUUUUGGAUACCUGCGAAAAAGGCAAAUUCAAAUACUGACUUUGAUUUGUAAAAAAAAUGAGUCGCAAAGAGGCCUUAUCACAGUUUAUUCAACAAAUUCACGGUCGACCGGUCGUGGUUAAGCUCAAUAAUGGCGUGGAUUACCGAGGAGUUUUAGCAUGUUUAGAUGGUUACAUGAAUAUAGCCCUUGAACAGACUGAGGAAUAUGCUAAUGGUCAAUUGAAGAAUAAGUAUGGAGAUGCAUUUAUAAGAGGAAACAAUGUUCUGUAUAUUAGUACACAAAAGAGAAGAACCAACUAG